AUGAUUGAAAACAUUUUGAAUGUGUUAAGGAAUCAUUUAAUUAAAAAUGAAAAAAUAAAACUUCUAGAUGAAAACAAUGAAGUUGUCGAUGAUAUUACUAAGGCUAAAUAUGCCGUUUUAGUUAAGAAUGAUAAUGAUAAUAAUAAUGCUGAUGAUAGUAUAGAUUAUGGUAAAUUGGAAAAAUUUGAUUUAUCUAAAGAAACUAACUUUUCAAUAGAUGGAAACAAUAUGGAGUUACGAGUUGUGAUUCAUUGUUUUUUACAUAAAGAUUCCAGCAGUACCGACUAUUUGGCAGAUUGUCAAAAUAAGAAUUUAAUUAAUGUUUCCUUCCUUCAAAGAAAUGACUUGAAUGGAUGGUUAAGUGGUCAACUUGAAACAUCACAGUACUUAUCAUCCACUACUAAUGGUGAUAUUAAUGCUAAUGCCGAUGAGACGAAAGCUGAUAAGAUUAAUACUGAUAGAACCAAAGAUGAUGAUGAUAAUAAUAAUAAUAAUUUACAUAAAGUUAUUGUAGAGUCUGGGAAUAACCCAUCCUCUGGUGUCAAAACAGAACAAUCUUUGGAAGAUAAUUUGGAAAAAGAGGAUAUAACCGAUGAUAUUAAAUCAGAUUUGUUAUUAAAUGAAGUAUUAAAACAUGAAAGACGAUUAUUAGAUCACAAUUCAGGGUUAAGAGGUACAAAAUCUAUUGAUUUUGGUUAUUUGAUUAAAGAUGUGGAGUUGAAAUUGGUUCAAAACAUUAAAUCUUCAUUACGUAAUAAAGCAGGUCGCCAUGGUCAUAUUUCAAAGAAUGUGUCUUCGAAUUCGCGUAAAAAAUAUAUUCAACAUAAAGAUCCAAUUAUUUUGAUACCAUCAGCUGCAUCAUCAAUUAUUACUAUAUCUAAUAUUAAACCAUUUUUACAAGAAUGUAAAUAUAUUAAUCCACGUGAGUUGUCUUCAUCCUUAAGAGACGAUUUAGUUACCAUUGAAAAGAAAUUUGACAAGAUAAAUAAAACGAUCAGGUUUCUUGUAGUUAAUAACACUAGAAUGUUUACUAAACCAGAAUAUUGGGAUAGGGUAGUAGCAGUUUUUACCACAGGUCAUAUAUGGCAGUUUAAUAAUUAUCAAUGGAAUACACCGCAAGAAUUAUUUCAGCAUUGUAAAGGUUAUUAUUUUUAUUUCAAUGGUGAUGUCAUACCACAACAUGUUCAACAGUGGAACGUUGAAAGGGUUGAGCUGGAUAGAAAUAGAAGAUUUAAGGAUGUAGAAAUUGUUCGUUAUUUUUGGAACAAUUUAGAACAAGAGUUAUUAAGUAGAGGAUAUCAUUGA
Molecule: messenger RNA, 1305 nt
Organism: Arxiozyma heterogenica
Lineage: Eukaryota; Fungi; Ascomycota; Saccharomycetes; Saccharomycetales; Saccharomycetaceae
Gene: CDC73
Product: Cdc73p
Exons: 1
Coding region: 1-1305 (434 amino acids)
Biological process (GO): positive regulation of transcription elongation by RNA polymerase II; transcription elongation by RNA polymerase II
Cellular component (GO): Cdc73/Paf1 complex
Molecular function (GO): RNA polymerase II complex binding
Source: RefSeq, a predicted model, not a curated record